AUGACAGUCCUUCCUGACAGCCUUUUGCCAGGACAAUUAGCCCAGAUCCCGAACAACACGAAUGCCAAAUGGUGGAAGGAUGCUGGACUGCGCCGCUUGUUCAACGUCCUCUGGUACGUCGGCUCCAUCAUCGCCGCCUGGCUCACCUUCGGCACCGGCCACCUCACCAGCACCUGGUCCUGGCGCAUCCCCUCCAUCGUCCAAGGCGUGCCCGCCCUCCUCGUCCUCCUCUCCACCUUCUCCGGCAUGCCCGAAUCCCCGCGCUACCUCAUCUCGCGCAACCGCCCCCACGACGCCCUGCACAUCCUAGCCACCUACCACGCCAACGGCGACCGCGCCGACGCCCUCGUCGCCCACGAGCUCGCGCAAAUCACCGCCGCCCUGGCCGCCGAGCGCGCCGCGAGUAAAACGUUGACGUGGCGCGUAGCGCUCCGCUCGCGCGCGCACCGCGCCCGCUUCGCCCUCUGCCUCGCCGUCGCCGUCCUCACGCUGUGGAACGGGCAGGGCGUCAUAUCGUACUACUUCAGCCCGAUACUGAGCUCCAUCGGCAUCGCGUCGACGGCCGCGCAGACGGGCAUCAACGGCGGCAUGCAGGUGUGGAACCUGGUGUGCAGCGCGGUCGGCGCCGUCGUGCUGGCGGAGCGGCUGGGCCGGCGGCCGCUGUGGCUGCUGUCGUUUGCGGGCAUGAUGGCGGCGAAUGUGCCGCUGACGGUGGCGUCGGCGCGGUAUGCGGCUAAGGGGUCGCAGGGGGCGGCGCGCGCGGUUGUCGUUUUUUUGUUUUUGUAUAAUGCGGCGUUUAAUUUGGCGUGUAAUCCGCUGCUGUAUGCGUAUGUGACGGAGAUUUUGCCGUACGGCGUGCGCACGAAGGGGCUGGCACUGCAGAUUGCGGCGAGCCAGGCGGCGCUGACGGUGAAUAACUACGUCAAUCCGAUUGCGUUGGAGGCGAUUGGGUAUUGGUAUUUUGUGUUUUAUCUCGGCAUGCUGGUGGCUGGGAUGGCGUUUAUCUGGUUGUUCUUUCCGGAGACCAAGGGGAAGUCGUUGGAGGAGUUGGUCGGGCUGUUUGGCGAUGAGAAGGGGAGGGGGCUGCGGGUGGUGAGGAGGGACCCGACGCUUACCGCUGUGCUGGAUGGCGUGGUAAUGCCUGUGGAUGAGGAGGAUGUAGUAGUAGUAACUACGAUUAAGAAGACUGAGAAUAAGAUCUAG
This is a messenger RNA of Lasiodiplodia theobromae, 1203 nucleotides long. RefSeq names its product Sugar transporter. The transcript has 2 exons. Gene Ontology annotation, molecular function: carbohydrate:proton symporter activity. The record is from RefSeq and is a predicted model, not a curated record. Gene Ontology annotation, cellular component: membrane. The coding region runs from base 1 to 1203 and encodes 400 amino acids. Gene Ontology annotation, biological process: carbohydrate transport; transmembrane transport. Lineage: Eukaryota; Fungi; Ascomycota; Dothideomycetes; Botryosphaeriales; Botryosphaeriaceae.